Messenger RNA from Lindgomyces ingoldianus, 450 nucleotides. RefSeq lists its product as uncharacterized. The coding region runs from base 1 to 450 and encodes 149 amino acids. The record is from RefSeq and is a predicted model, not a curated record. The transcript is spliced from 3 exons. Lineage: Eukaryota; Fungi; Ascomycota; Dothideomycetes; Pleosporales; Lindgomycetaceae.
AUGUCUGGGAUCUGGGGAGGAUACUUAGCAGAGGAUCUUGUCAAGCAGCUCCGUCACAAUACUCCUCUCUUAUUAGCGCAGUCCCUGCAAAUAUUUAAGUCUCAUGAAUCACGAACGCUGCGCACUGUUUAUUACUGUGGUCUUAGACUAGGUAAUCCUCGCAUGGUUUAUGAACCUCAAGGAAGUUUUAAGUUAAAUCAGGUUCAUAUGUCAAAUACUCUAGCUUCUCUGUGCAGAUAUAUCAAUUCAGAAGGGGGUCAAAGAUACGCAUUCAUGGGAUUCGCCAAUCCAUUUUCUAUGUUCUUCUUCCACGUCCCUGUCACCACCCUUUACGUGAAGAGGAAACUCAAUUACUCAAGACCCAUGAUUAUGCUUACAAAAACCCUAAAGCUCCGGUAUGAAUGCGAAGUAUUCUACAUGCAAAAAAAGAGGCAUUCGUGGGAAUCAUAA